UUCUGACUUGGGCUUAUUUAUUUGGGGAGCGUGCGCACGCGGAGGCCGGCAGCAGCGGUGGCGGCGGCGGUAGCUGCCGCAGACGGUGGUUAAAAAAGCGGCGGCGGCGGCAGCGGCGAGCGAUGGGAGCGCUGUGGCUCCCGGGCGCAGGCGGGAGCUGCCAAGCGUUCCGAGCACGGCGGGAGUGCUGAAGAGAAAGGGGAGCGUCCGGGGGCCCGACGCCGGCUCCGGAGGCGCGGGUCGGGUUUUUGUUUGGCUGCGCCCAGGGCCAGGCGGCCCGAGCGAACAACUCCAGUUACAACAACAACCCACCUUCCCGCAGCCGAGCGAGACCAGGGCUGCUGCGUCCGUCCUAUUGUUUAGACACUUGCCAGGAGCUCGGGAGCCAGCAGAGCCACCGAGUCCCCGCUGCCUGUCGCCGCUUUCCCCCUCCGCCACUUCCCUCCCUAGAGAAGGAGGCGCGGAAAGCAGCCAGGAGAGGGGAAAGGGCUGGAAGGAGACCGGCUGUCCUGGACUGCGGCCGCCGAGUCAGGUGCAGCACCGGGAGCCGGGCGGCGUCGCGACGUCGGCGGGAAGACUGCCACCGUGGCCGUGGGGGACAGGAUUCAAAGCCUGGGAAAAGUUCCUGCACUUUGAGAAGGAGGGCUCACUUGCGGGCGGCUGUCCGGGGGGCGGCCGAGGGGCUGCGUCCGCCUAGGAGCCUGCUCUGGUUUCGUCCACCUUUGCCAUCAGGUGUCUGCUGCGGAGCUGCGGCGUAUCCGGGAGACGCGAGGGGCUGACACGCGCGCACACAGGACUGCCAUUCAGCCGCCUCCUGGGCUCUCCUCGGAGUAGCGGAUCCCACCGGCCCACUGCCACCUCGUCAUCCCCCUCCCGGGCAGGACCCAAGACCCGGACACCUCCACUUUGGCCUUUGCACUCCUUCUGGCCUGCCUGCCAGCCAGCCCCGACUCAAUCCUCUGAGGAGCUCUGGUCCUCAACUUGGCCUCUUGGAUUUCCUCUGUCGGGGUGGUGACUAGUGGAUAUUGCUGCUGGCUGCGGCGGCCCCAUUGCCCUUUGUCUUUUCUGCGUGACCUCGGGAAAGGCCCUGGUGCGGAGCGUCGCCAAGGACGCUGGGCAAGAGGCGGGAUUGCCGAGACGUCCUUCGGUGAAGUGCAUGUGUGUUUGCAAACCGCCCUCGGCUGUCGGGAGACGGCGAGGAUCUGUCGGGGUUGCGGAAGAGCCGCAGGCUGUCGGGAGGCCGCGCGAGUGAGCGGCGCCAGAGCCCCGCAGCACCGCCCCGCGCCCCCCGGACUGCGCCCCCGCCCCGUGCGCCCCCGCGCGCCAUGCCCAGUCGUCCGGCGCGCUCCGCUCCCCGCCCGCUGGGCUCUUGCGCCUUCUAGCUUCGGAGAGCCCACUUUGAUCGAGGCCACCAUUUCUACUGAGCACCUCUCUUGUCUCCUAGCCUCCCUACUGGAAUCGGAUUUGCAGAGGGGGUCAGUGGAAUCGGAGCACUCCCUUUUCCGCGCAACCGGCCCCUGCAUCCGCAGCUCUUUUACCGCCAAGUUGAUCUUUCUGAGACAGACGACGCGUGAUCUCACCGCAGCUUUGGGGUCUCCUUGUAGCCUUGGCCUGGCCGAUUGAUCUUCAGGACCUAAAGUUGCCGGAGGAGCGCCUGCCCUGCUGGAGGAGGGUGGAGGGGAGGUGGGAGGCGCGUACCUGUGUCAGCUCUACUGCCCUGAAUAUUAUUACUGUUACUUCCAUAUUAUUUUGUGUACAUUUACCCGGACACGCUGGGUUCCUAGCCCCGCGCCAGAUACUGGGCCUCAGACACAGCGCGAUUCGCGCGGAGCAACGAGCUAAAGAGGAACCCCCCGCGCCGGCGAGCGAGGAGGCGGCGGGGGAAGAUGCGUGGCGUCGGCUGGCAGACGCUGUCCCUGUCGCUGGGGUUAGUGCUGGUGAUCCUGAACGAGGUGGCGCCGCAGGCGUGCCCGGCGCAGUGCUCCUGCUCGGGCAGCACAGUGGACUGUCACGGGCUGGCGCUGCGCAGCGUGCCCAGGAAUAUCCCCCGCAACACUGAGAGACUGGAUUUGAAUGGAAAUAACAUCACACGGAUUACCAAGACAGAUUUUGCUGGUCUUCGACACCUAAGAGUCCUUCAGCUUAUGGAGAAUAAGAUUAGCACCAUUGAAAGAGGAGCAUUCCAGGAUCUUAAAGAACUGGAGAGACUGCGUUUAAACAGAAAUCACCUUCAGCUGUUUCCUGAGUUGCUGUUUCUUGGGACUUCGAAGCUGUACAGGCUUGAUCUCAGUGAAAAUCAAAUUCAGGCAAUUCCAAGGAAGGCUUUCCGUGGGGCAGUUGACAUUAAAAAUCUGCAACUGGAUUACAACCAGAUCAGCUGUAUUGAAGAUGGGGCAUUUAGGGCUCUGCGGGACUUGGAAGUGCUCACUCUCAACAAUAACAACAUUACUAGACUUUCUGUGGCAAGUUUCAACCAUAUGCCUAAACUUAGGACUUUUCGACUGCACUCGAACAAUCUGUAUUGCGACUGCCACCUGGCCUGGCUGUCUGACUGGUUGCGCCAGAGGCCCCGGGUUGGUCUCUACACUCAGUGUAUGGGCCCAUCCCACCUGCGGGGCCAUAAUGUAGCUGAGGUGCAAAAACGCGAAUUUGUCUGCAGUGGUCACCAGUCCUUUAUGGCUCCUUCUUGCAGUGUUCUGCACUGUCCAGCUCCUUGUACGUGUAGCAACAAUAUCGUAGACUGUCGUGGGAAAGCUCUCACUGAGAUCCCCACGAAUCUGCCAGAGACCAUCACAGAAAUACGUUUGGAACAGAACUCAAUCAAGGUCAUCCCUCCUGGAGCUUUCUCACCAUAUAAAAAGCUUAGAAGAAUUGACCUGAGCAAUAAUCAGAUCUCUGAACUAGCACCAGAUGCUUUCCAAGGACUACGCUCUCUGAAUUCACUUGUCCUCUAUGGAAAUAAAAUCACAGAACUCCCAAAAAGUUUAUUUGAAGGACUCUUUUCCUUACAGUUACUAUUAUUGAAUGCCAACAAGAUAAACUGCCUUCGGGUAGAUGCUUUUCAGGAUCUGCACAACUUGAACCUUCUCUCCUUGUAUGACAACAAGCUUCAGACCAUUGCCAAGGGGACUUUUUCACCUCUCCGGGCCAUUCAAACCAUGCAUUUGGCCCAGAACCCCUUUAUUUGUGACUGCCAUCUCAAGUGGCUGGCGGAUUAUCUCCAUACCAACCCCAUCGAGACCAGUGGCGCCCGCUGCACCAGCCCCCGGCGUCUGGCAAACAAAAGAAUUGGACAAAUCAAAAGCAAGAAAUUCCGUUGUUCAGCUAAAGAACAGUAUUUCAUUCCAGGUACAGAAGAUUAUCGAUCAAAAUUAAGUGGGGACUGCUUUGCCGAUUUGGCUUGCCCUGAAAAGUGCCGCUGUGAAGGAACCACAGUAGAUUGCUCCAAUCAAAAACUCACCAAAAUCCCAGACCACAUUCCCCAGUACACUGCAGAGCUGCGUCUCAAUAAUAAUGAAUUCACAGUGUUGGAAGCUACAGGAAUCUUCAAGAAACUUCCGCAGUUACGUAAAAUAAACUUUAGCAACAAUAAGAUUACAGACAUUGAAGAAGGAGCAUUUGAAGGAGCUUCUGGUGUCAAUGAAAUACUUCUCACGAGUAAUCGCUUGGAAAAUGUUCAGCAUAAGAUGUUCAAGGGAUUAGAAAGCCUGAAAACUUUGAUGUUGAGAAGUAAUCGUAUAAGCUGUGUUGGCAAUGAUAGUUUCGUAGGACUGAGUUCUGUGCGUUUGCUUUCUUUAUAUGAUAAUCAAAUUACUACCAUUGCACCAGGGGCAUUUGAUACUCUCCAUUCUUUAUCUACUCUAAACCUGUUGGCCAAUCCUUUUAACUGCAACUGCUACCUGGCUUGGCUGGGUGAAUGGCUAAGGAAGAAAAGAAUUGUAACCGGAAAUCCUCGCUGUCAGAAACCAUACUUCCUCAAAGAAAUCCCCAUCCAGGAUGUCGCCAUUCAAGACUUCACCUGUGAUGAUGGCAAUGAUGAGAGUAGCUGUUCUCCACUCUCUCGCUGCCCCACGGAAUGCACAUGCUUGGAUACAGUGGUCCGAUGCAGCAACAAGGCCUUGAAGGUCUUGCCCAAAGGUAUUCCCAGAGACGUCACUGAAUUGUAUCUGGAUGGGAACCAAUUUACACUGGUGCCUAAGGAGUUCUAUAACUACAAACAUUUAACACUCAUAGACUUAAGUAACAACCGGAUAAGCACCCUUUCUAAUCAGAGCUUCAGUAACAUGACCCAGCUCCUCACCUUAAUUCUUAGUUACAACCGUUUGAGAUGUAUUCCUCCUCGAACCUUCGAUGGAUUGAAGUCUCUCCGAUUACUUUCAUUACAUGGAAACGACAUUUCUGUUGUGCCUGAAGGUGCUUUCAAUGAUCUUUCUGCGUUAUCACACCUGGCAAUUGGAGCCAACCGUCUUUACUGCGAUUGUAACAUGCAGUGGUUAUCGGACUGGGUAAAGUCGGAAUACAAAGAACCCGGAAUUGCUCGCUGCGCCGGUCCUGGAGAAAUGGCAGAUAAAUUAUUGCUCACGACUCCCUCCAAAAAAUUUACAUGCCAAGGUCCCGUGGAUGUCAGUAUUCUAGCUAAAUGUAAUCCGUGCUUAUCAAACCCAUGUAAAAACGAUGGCACCUGUAACAAUGAUCCAGUUGACUUUUAUCGCUGUACCUGUCCCUAUGGUUUCAAGGGGCAGGACUGUGAUGUCCCGAUUCAUGCAUGCAUCAGUAACCCAUGUCAACAUGGAGGAACUUGCCACUUAAAGGAAGGAGAAAAAGAUGGAUUCUGGUGUAUUUGUGCUGAUGGAUUUGAAGGAGAAAAUUGUGAAGUCAAUGUUGACGACUGUGAAGAUAAUGACUGUGAAAAUAACUCUACAUGUGUGGAUGGAAUUAAUAACUACACGUGCCUUUGUCCACCUGAGUACACAGGCGAGUUGUGUGAGGAGAAGCUGGACUUCUGUGCCCAGGAACUGAACCCCUGCCAACACGACUCCAAGUGCAUCCUGAUGCCAAAGGGAUUUAAGUGCGACUGCACACCAGGAUAUGUGGGUGAGCACUGCGACAUUGACUUUGAUGACUGCCAAGAUCACAAGUGUAGAAACGGAGCCCACUGCACGGAUGCAGUGAAUGGCUAUACGUGCAUCUGCCCCGAAGGUUACAGUGGCCUGUUCUGUGAAUUUUCUCCACCCAUGGUCCUCCCUCGAACCAGCCCCUGUGAUAACUUUGAUUGUCAGAAUGGAGCCCAGUGCAUUAUCAGGAUAAAUGAGCCCAUCUGCCAGUGUUUGCCGGGCUACCAGGGAGAGAAGUGUGAAAAGUUGGUCAGCGUGAAUUUUGUCAACAAAGAGUCUUAUCUUCAAAUUCCUUCAGCCAAGGUCCGGCCUCAAACAAACAUCACCCUACAGAUUGCCACAGAUGAAGACAGCGGAAUUCUCCUGUAUAAGGGCGACAAGGACCAUAUUGCCGUCGAAUUGUACCGGGGACGGGUCCGCGCGAGCUAUGACACCGGCUCACACCCGGCUUCUGCCAUUUACAGGGCCAGACCGCAUCCACCCAGUUCUCCCUGAAUGCUGCCAUGGGAAAAUGUGGGCCCCAGCUUUACCAGAACACUUAUUUUUGAAGGAAAGGCAUAAAUCUGGAUGUUUUUUAAUAUAAAGUAUUCCGUCCUUUGAGUAUUGAUUGACAUUUUUGUUAAAUACCGUAUGUGGUGAACAAAAUGCAUCUGUAGGCCAAACAUGAUCGGCAACAAAUUUCGGGGCAUUGACUUGGACAUAAAGUUGGAGAAACUGGCCUCUACAUUAUUGACGUAUGUACUUAUGUUUCUCAAAAGCCUUCUCAUCCUAUCUGAGCCUUUAUAACAGUCCCAGGAAAGUGGAUGCCAAUUGGUGAGUCCUUUUGGUGGUGAGCUAACCCACUUGGGAAUAUAUAGAGCAUGGAAACAAACACGUAAUUACUGGUUUUCAAAUGGAAUAUGAAUUUCAUCUCCAAAUGGUGAUGAGUUAAUGCCAACAUUUUAGAUAUUGCUAGGCCUUAACUUAUGUAGCCUCAAUUUGUUUCAGCCCAUCAAAAAGUUUCAGAAUAUUGAUUUUGUGCUUUUUUUUUUUUUCUUUUUUGUUCUAUUGUAUGCAACGGAAGAGCAUAGAACUCUCUGAAACCGUAGUAAAGGUUCUUGAGGUUGGCUUAUUAAAGUUAGUGUUCACAUAAAAUAUACUUAAAAUGUUUCUAGAUAAGUUGUAGAAACCCACAUGGUUAUAUCACAAUGAGAAGUUACCAUAAAGAGCUUAUUUUGAGUUUUGAGUUUAUAUUCUUACCAUUUUUGCUUAACAAACAGUAGAGCGUACGAUGGGAUGUUUACAAAAAAAGAAUAAUAUCACAUGGUACACUUUUCAUUAUGAACCAGAAGUCCACUUCUCUGUUUGCAGAUCAUCUAAUGGAGACAUCUUGGUUUAUGGUUUAUGGCAUAGAAACCAAGAAAAGUCAUCACAUUAUUUUUAAGUAAAAGAAAAGUAGCAAUUACUUGGAUCAGGUAGAGAGAUGAUUGAUUGAUAUGGAUUAUGUAUAUAAAAUGUGCAUAUUACAUAUAGAGAGAAAUAUAUAGAUAUAUUCAUACACCAUUAUGGAAUAGAAAAAAAUGCUUCUUCGAAAUAGAAGCUAUAGAGAACAAUUAAAUUAUUUCAACACACUAGGAGAUUUAACCUUUGACAAGUAAAAAAACAUAGUGGCUAAGAUAUGUUUUCAGAUCUAGACUUGGCCAAUUACUAGUGGAUAAACGUGGAGCAGAUACUUAAUCUUUCUGUGACUCAGAAAUCCUGUCUAUAAACAAUAAUACAGCACAUACCUGGUUAGGUCCCUCUGAGGAUGAAAUUCCAAACUCAGCUCCAUGCUCAUUUCUCCACUCACAUUGUCCUCAUUCUCAUCUAUGUUAUAGCAAGUCAGGAAAAUUUUUCUGGUAUCUCUUUCUGGAGUAUAGCAGAGGACUUGAAAGUGUAUCUUCUAGCCUUAUACCAUAACACGAGAAGUACAGAUUGUUUACAAUGUCUGUAGAGCGCCGUUUGAAAAUAACUAUCCAGAUUACAAAUACAUUUACUCCCUGACCUAUGAAAUCCCCCUUCUGGGAAUUUAUGCUACAGAUGGACCUGAAGAUAAUUGAUAUGUGCACAUGUACUCACUGUGGCAUUGCUUGUAAAAACAGAAGUUAGGAAACAGCCCAAGUUUCUAUCUAAAUAAACUAUGGUACAUCCACACAAUGGAAUGUACUGUUAAAAAGUAAAGGGAAGGAGGGAGGGAGGGAGGAUGGAGGGGGGUGGAGGAAGUUCUCUAUGUAAGAUACUGGAAGAUUUUCAAGGUAUAUUGCUCAGUUGAAAAGGAAAAAAAAGGUGAAACAGUGUCAAAGGUGGAUAAAUAUAUAUUUUUUUAUUUUUAUGUAUUUGCAUAAAGAAAAACUAGGAAUAGAGAGGACGGAGUGGGGUGGAAGCAAGAUUUGUAUAUGAAUACCACUUUACAUCAUUUUGAUUUUUGAACCAUUUGAAUGUCAUUAGCACUCAAAACGAAAAUUGAAUAGGGGCGCCUGGGUGGCUCAGUGGGUUGAGCGGCUGCCUUGGGCUCAGGUCAUGAUCCCGGGGUCCUGGGAUCGAGCCCUGUGCCGGGUUCCCUGCUCAGCAGAGAGCCUGCUUCUCCCUCCCCCUCUGCCUGUCUCUCUGCCUACUUGUGCUCUCUCUCUGUCUCUCUGUCAAAUAAAUAAAUAAAAUCUUUAAAACAAAAACAAAAACAAAAAUUGAAUAGAAAAGAGCAGAUGCUCUAAAGACAGCCUGCCUUGAUUCAGGUCUCAGCUCUGCCAUCGAUUCACUGCGUGCCAUGAGUAAAUUGCAUAAGCUCUCUGGGCCUCACCUGGUAAAUGGGUAUAGUAAAUCAUACUUCCAUCUUUGUACGACUGUAGUAAGAAUUUUAUGAUUUGAUACACGAGAAAAUAUUUAGAACAACACAUACCAAAUAUUAAACAAUGCUAGCUAUUAGGAUCAUAAAGUUGGAAUGUCCAAAAUGGAGUUCAUUUCCUUUGCUUCACCCAAACCCAUGUCCCUGUCACAUUCCUAAUUUCAUUGAGAGGCAGCACCAUCUUCUUGGGCACAUAAGUGCAAUGGAGUUAUUCUUACUCUUUUUCUUUCCUUUACCUCCAAUUUGAAAUUUGUUCCAAGUCUUAACUCUGCUCCUACUGUUUUCUGGUAUUUAUUCAAAUGCCUCUGACCUUGCUCAGGACUUACUAAAAUGUGACCUCUGAUGACAGGUAUUACCUCUCCAUCGUUAUGGAGAAACCCAUCAAUAACAUGUUGCCAUCAGCUUCCCAUAAAUUGCUUAAAAAUUAUUAUGUUUGGUUGAAUUAAAUGUUCGGAUCUUGAUGUGUUUCUGCUUUACAUAACAUUAUUAAAAGUACACUAAUAUUUUAAAAGGGAGUAUUUUUACAUAUUCUUACACCAGAGAAUUUGUUCAGUUUAAUGGCAUGAUUUUAUGUUAUAUAACAUUGACUUUAGUGAAAACUCAUUUUCCAAAUUGCAUUAUUUAAUGUGCUGUUGGAAAAUUGCUUAUGGGAAUAAUUUUGUGUAUCAGGUUGUCUUUUCAGUUGCCUGGUUACUCUUCAACAUGGAUGGAAAUGGAUUUUGUUUAUUUUAGUAAAUGAAAUCUGAUAAAAUUAGGGGAAAAUAAUUCUACAUUAAGUUAGUUCUAUAUGUUUUUUUUAUUUUUUAUUCUUUUUGUUUUUUAAAAGGCUUCAUUUUAGAUGUCGGUGUGUUAAAUGAAUUGACGUGAGAACCAUUAUUUCAUGGAAUUAUGUCUAGAGAGAGUACUUAACACAGCUUUAAGUGUGUUUAAGAGAACCCAAGAUGUAGUAAUUAUUCCUUCUUCCCAGAACUGAAGUAGCAUGUGCACAUUUUCUCAUUUUAUUUCUUCUAUCUGACAGAAGCCCAACAUUUCUUACAGACCUGCAUACUGCUCACAAGGCCAGCUCUGCAGGCAGUGGUGAGAAGCUAUUGUUUUCCAAUAACGUGCAUCAAAAUCACCCGAAAAGUGUGUUAAAGAACAGAUGACUGGUCCACCUCUCGUUUCUGAUUCAGAUCUUGGAUGAGCCCCCAAAGUUUCAUUGUUACAAGUUCCCAGGUGAUGCUCUGGUCAAGGGAGCACAAUUUGAGAACCACUUGUAGAAGAGGAAUAUAUUUGAGCUGUGCUCUGAGAGCCCGUGGUGUGCAUCUCUUCCCAUAUCCAAAUUCCAAGACCUCAUGCUUGAGGUUGGCCUUGAUACCAGCCCUGCUGGGAGUACGUCCACCGCAGAAGUCCGCAAAUGCUCCAAGUCCGGGCUCUUUUUCUUAUCUCAGAGAGCCAGUUGUUAUAGAUUUGCCAGCACCUGCUGUCUAAGGAAUCAGCAAAAACAGAGAUGACAUAAGCUACUUAACAAGUGAAUAAAGUAGAAUAUCACACACAUGCCGAAUUUUUAUAGUGCUUAGCGAAUAGCAUAAAGAGCAACUUGGUAAUAAUGCCAUGAACGAAUGACAGCCCUCAGAUCGGGGUGGAGUAACACAUUUUUUUUUCUCAAGUAGACUAAUAAUUGCCUUUCAAAGUGACUUUUUUUUUCAUCUAAAUAGGGAGAAACUUUAAAAAAAAUUAAUAAAAAUGGCAUGCUUCUUUCUUUAGAUUCAGAUUAAUGUAAUUUUCCAAACCAGACAGCUUCUUUGGAAACACGGUCAACUACUGUUUAACAAUGAGGAAACCAGGCUUCCAGUUAUGGAAUGAAUAAGUCACGGGGAUAAAAGGCACAGCAUGGAGAGUAUAGUCAGUGUUACUAUAAUAACGUUGGGUGACAAAUGGUAGCCACGCUUGUGAGCACAGCAUAAUGUUUAGAGUUGUUGGAUUACUAUUUUGUACACCUGACACUAAUGUAACAUUGUGUCAACUAGGCUUCAAUUUUUAAAAACUAAUUAACGUUUUUAAAUGUGGAAAAGAGAUGAACCAUCUUACAAAGGGGCAGGACUGUACCAUUCAUUGAACAGAUUUGGUAUUUAGGGAACAGUACAACAUCAGGGGACUUUUCCCUGCCAAUUGUUAGGUUUGGUUGGCUAUAUAGUCUCUGGGUUAUGCAAUUUACAGGUUUACAUUAAAAAAAAAAAAAAAAGGAGGAGGGGGAGGAGGAAGAGGAA
Molecule: messenger RNA, 10223 nt
Organism: Mirounga angustirostris (Northern elephant seal)
Lineage: Eukaryota; Metazoa; Chordata; Mammalia; Carnivora; Phocidae
Gene: SLIT2
Product: slit guidance ligand 2
Exons: 34
Coding region: 1887-5609 (1240 amino acids)
Biological process (GO): retinal ganglion cell axon guidance; negative regulation of cell growth; negative chemotaxis
Molecular function (GO): heparin binding; calcium ion binding; Roundabout binding
Source: RefSeq, a predicted model, not a curated record